AUGGCGACAACCAACGAUGCACCACCCAACUCAUCUGCCAGCGGCACCCCCAUCCCCAGCACGAUGUGCGCAUGGCAAUUCUCUUCGACACGUGGCGGGAUCGAGAAGAACCUGCACCUGAACGACGCGGCGCCGGUGCCGGCGCACGACGCAAAAGCUCUGGGCAGCGACAAGGUGCUGGUGAAGGUCCUCGCGGCGGGGAUCAAUCCCGUAGACUGCAAGAUCGCGGAGUUGCCAGUCGUAGGGAGGUUGCUAUAUCGCCGGGAUGCGACGCCAGGGAGUGAUUUUGCCGGUGUUGUUGCUAGAUCUACGGCGAAAGCUACGUCUACACCUGGUGGAAGGGGAGGGGAAGAGGAAGGCGCUUUCAGCGAAGGACAGCUCGUCUUCGGGCGCUUAAACCAGCCCGUGAAGCACGGCACUCUGGAGGAGUACAUCGUGGUGCCUCGGGCCCAGCUCGUGCGCGUGCCAGAGGGCGUUGAUCCCGUAAACGCGGCGGGCGUGGGCGUCGCAGGCCUGACUGCGUACCAGUGCAUUCAGCCUUUCGUGCAGCCGGGGCGAGCGGACAGGGUGUUCAUCAACGGCGGAAGCGGUGGGACGGGCGUCUGGGGAAUUCAGAUCGCGAAGGCGCUCGGCUGCCACGUCACCACCAGCUGCUCGGGCGCGAAUGCCGAGCUGUGCAAGAAUCUGGGGGCGGACGAGGUCAUUGAUUACCGCAGCACGAAUGUCGUCGAGGCUUUGAAGAAGGCCGUGUCAUGUCUAAGUCCAGACUCAGGUCCGGGGUCCAGCAGUCAAGGCGGUGCAAAGUUCGACCUCGUGGUCGACAACGUCGGCUCGCCGGCCGAGCUGUACUGGCAAGGCCAUCACUACAUGUCAGACCGCGCGCGAUACGUACAGAUCGGGGUAGAACCCGGGACUAAAUCGAUUCUGGAUCUGGUGAUGAAGCUCGCCUGGCCCGGCUUCCUGGGUGGUGGCAAGAGGAAGUUCGAGAUGUUGUUGGUGAAGGACAACACCCAGCAGAUGGCGCAGAUCGCGGAUUGGAUGCGCCAGGGUAAAGUCAAGACGGUUUUCCAUGACGGCAGUCCACUGCCGAUCGAGGACGGCGCCAGGGCGUUUGCGAUAUUGAAGACGCACAGGGCGAAGGGGAAACUCGUGGUCAAGAUGAACCGUGACUGA
Molecule: messenger RNA, 1173 nt
Organism: Exophiala aquamarina CBS 119918
Lineage: Eukaryota; Fungi; Ascomycota; Eurotiomycetes; Chaetothyriales; Herpotrichiellaceae
Exons: 1
Coding region: 1-1173 (390 amino acids)
Cellular component (GO): mitochondrion
Molecular function (GO): oxidoreductase activity
Source: RefSeq, a predicted model, not a curated record